UUCAGCAUGUCAAGAGAUGCUGCAGCCACGGAACAUACCGCUGAUGAGAACGCCCCUUCGCGUUAGCCAAGACACCGACAUGAACAUCAAACCAUGUGCUCAAUCACUUACCAAUUCAGAAGGUCAAGAGAUGCCGCAGCCAUAGCCAUGAGUUCGUGAAAGCAUGGGGACAUAUGCAAAUUCCUUAGCCAUCAGAGAGAUUGACUUGAUGAGCCAUCCAUCACUGGAAGUAUGACAAAACUCAAUGCUUCUUGAAGCAUCAAACUAUGGGAUAGAUUGUUGAGCUUAUAAGAAUACAGAAAACACAAACACAAGGGCAGAACAAGAUUAAAAGACUUCAAAUUUCAGACAAUCAUCACAUAAUAAGAAGAAAACAUAAAACAGGCCGUGGCAAUAGUAAUUUCUCUCUUCUUCUCUCCAGGAGCUUUAUCAAUUUCAUCAAAGGCAAUAGCUUUCGCUUUGCCCUCUUCAGCAAGAACCUAAAUAAUUAGCAGCAUCCAUAUCUCAACUUUAAGACAAAAGAGGUUCUCCACCAACUAGAAGAAACUGUAAUCAAUCUAUUAGAAAAAGAAUCAACUUUGUGAUUGCAGCAGCCCAUGAGCCAUGUGUUCCUCCUCCUCCUUCGCCUUAGAGGAUCCACCGCCACCGCCAACGCCAACUGAGCCAUGUGUUCCACCUCCUCCGCCUUAGAGGAUCCAAAUUGAAUAAAUUUUGUAAAGAUUUCUCAAAACAUUGAUCAACAAUUGAUCGAUGAGAUUUCUCAAAUCCAAAAAGAAAAAAAAAAGAACAUCGACGAAGGGGAAGAAAGAGAAAGCUAAAAUUUUGCCCAUUUUUGUCUUAGCCAAUAACAAAAAUGCACGUAUGGGGGUUGCUAUCAAUUCUAAAAGUGUCAUAUUAGGAACCGGGUCCUCUUCUUUAUCUCAUUUUUGAUGAUUUUUUUUUUUUUUUUAAAGAACCUGUAGUUUAAAGCCUCCGAUGGAGGUGGUCUUAGGCCACUUACGCCACUUACAAUGAGGGUGUUGAAACCCAGUUUUAACAGUUGAACCCAAUGCAGUGAGAGUGUUGAAUUUCAGUGUAAACCUACGUGGAUUAAACAUGCGUUGGAAACUUUCAACGGUUGAAAAAAAGAAAAAUUUAGGCGCGUGUGCGCACGCACGCGGGCUGACACGUUUUUAUUUAUUUUUAUUUUUUUAGGAUUUAAAUGCUGUUUUCUGAUUGGCUAUGCAGAUUUUCUUUGAUUUUAUGCUCACCCAAUAAUUCAAACUCAUUUAUUUUAUAAUAAAACUAUUUUCACAAAAAUAAAAAUUAUAUCAAAAUUCAAGAUUUUUUUUAAUCUAUAAAUAGAGACUACGCUCAUUUCGUUUGGAUACAUAAAAAAACAUUAUUUUUCAUUAUAAUCAACUAUUUUAGUGUUUUAAACUUUUUUUUUGUUAAAUGGAUCCCAAUAAUAAUCCUUUCAACACCCAAAACUCUUCUAAUUUUCCUUUUAACUUCCAAAAUCCAAACAAUUAUCAAUUUCAAAACCAAACUUCCAACCAGCCCCAAAAUAUAUCAAAUUAUGGUUUUUCACCAAUUCUUUUCAUGUCAUCAUCUGUUCCAAAUUAUCUUCCAAAUUACGGAUCAAUGAUGCAAUAUUUUUCUCAAACACCUCCUAUUUCUUCUACUCCAACGGGUGAUGAAAAUGUUCCGAGAGCAACUGAAUUUCCCGAAUUUUCUACCCAAAUAGCUCUUGGUAGCAUGAGCGCUCAAGCUCGCCGCAAAAGUCCUAAGUGGACCACCGAUCAAAAUUUGGUGCUACUUAGUGGAUGGAUUAAAUAUGGAACAUACAUCAUUGUUGGCAGGAACCAGAAAAGAGAAGCAUACUGGAGUAAAAUUUCUGAGUACUGUAAUGAGCAUUGUUCAUUUGAUCCUCCCCGUGAUGGAGCUUCAUGCAAAAAUCAUUUCAACUAUAUGAAUAAAAAGUUGAGCAAAUGGAGUGGCGCUUACGAUAACGCUAGGCGUAUGCAACGAAGUGGAUGGUCGGAGAAUGAUGUAAUGGCAAAAAUGAACAUUUCAAUUUCAUGUCGGAGUGGCUUGAUGUUCGUGAUCAACCGCGCUAUAGUAGUCAAGUAGGAGAAAAU
This is a messenger RNA of Brassica napus (rape), 2120 nucleotides long. Its product is annotated as glutathione S-transferase T3-like. Lineage: Eukaryota; Viridiplantae; Streptophyta; Magnoliopsida; Brassicales; Brassicaceae. Bases 1435 to 2112 code for a protein of 225 amino acids. The transcript is spliced from 2 exons. The record is from RefSeq and is a predicted model, not a curated record.